UACAAAAUUUUAUACCUACAAAAAUAAUAGCUUGCCCUUUACGAUGGCAAGGAUGACACGAUGGCUUGGCAUCACAACUUUUUUUCAUUACAAAUACCACUAUUGUGAAUGCACAUUUUCCCAUUGUAAGCAGAUGUACAGGAAUACAAUAAUAUCGAAUCAUCUGUUAUAGUAAACAAACUGUUGGGAAAAUUGCCAAAAUGUUAACUUCUAUGGUUAAAGAAUAUCAAGUUAAACAAGUCAAGCGAAAACAGGAGCAAGAAAUACGACGCAAAGACGUUAUUGAAUCAUCAAAUGAGUUAACACAGGCCAUUGUCGACCACUUAAAUGUUGGUGUGGCACAAGCAUACUUAAAUCAAAAACGCUUGGAUGCCGAGGCGAAGCAGCUGCACGUUGGCGCUACCAACUUUGCCAAACAAACACAGCAGUGGCUACAAUUGAUCGAUAAUUUCAGUAGUGCAUUGAAGGAGCUGGGCGAUGUGGAGAAUUGGGCGCGUAGCAUAGAAAGUGACAUGCAAAUUAUACAAAGUACACUGGAGAUAGCGUAUAAGACCUCCAGGCAAACACAACAACAUAAUGCCAACAAGUAACUGCGUUUUUUAUUUUCAAAAAUAUAUAUGUAAAGCUGUGAAAACAACUAUUAGUUGCAGAUAGAAGUUAUAAUUGAAGCAAAUUUGAUAUUUAAUUGCUUUAAGGAACUAGAAAACGCCGCUAAGGCUCUAAGAGUUUUACAUUUCAAAAUAUUUUCAAUUAAUUUUUCUAGAGCUGUUUUUCCCGUAUAUAAUUCAUGCAUACAUGUAUAAAUUGAAAAUCAUUUGCUUUCGAUUUUUUCUUCAUCUUUUAUUCCAUUUUUAUUAGUAAAUAUUAAAACUAAUUAAAAUUACAAGUAAACAAAAGUUGUAGUCUCGCUUUUUUUUAUAAUAUAUAAAAAUAGUAGCGAAACUUCUACCCCACAGUUAUUCGAUAAUGUCUAGUGGACAUACAUACAUACAUUUAAAUAGUUACAUAUGCAAAUUCUUUAAUGCAGAGGUUGCUACAGCACAUUUAACUGGUGUUUUUGUUUAUAUUUUAUAAUUGGGAAAUUGCGAUACACUACACUCUACUGCUAAACAUUAAAGUGACUGAUUGAAAUGUUUGGUAGUCAACUAAUAAAAUGUGUUGUUAAUAACAAUUAUAAGUAAGCAAAUAAUAAUGGUAUUAUUAAAUAAGUAGCAAUUGUAAUUGCAUUGAAACUAGCAUAAACAAUAAAAAAAAAACUGAGUAAAUUCCGAAGUGGGGCGAAAGUCUGAAAUAUUGUGCUGUUUGCUGAACACGUCGUUGAUGCCAGUAUUGAAUUUUUGAAAAUACAAAUUAUUCGAAACAUUAUUUAUAAUAAAGAAUUUGCUGCCAAAUGCUGAAUAUAGUAUGGCAACCUUAACGAAACACUAAUGCAACCAAACAAUAACUCAUGAUAUUACGCUAAAAUUCAGUAGCUGUUUGUAAUUUUGUAAUUUUUUUGUUCGCUUUUUGCACAUUAAAUCCAUUUGAAAAAUA
This is a messenger RNA of Bactrocera oleae (olive fruit fly), 1533 nucleotides long. RefSeq names its product biogenesis of lysosome-related organelles complex 1 subunit 1 (gene Blos1). NCBI's taxonomy places the organism in Eukaryota, Metazoa, Arthropoda, Insecta, Diptera, Tephritidae. The record is from RefSeq and is a predicted model, not a curated record. Gene Ontology annotation, biological process: endosomal transport. Gene Ontology annotation, cellular component: BLOC-1 complex.